UAUUUUUAUGUGUUUGGAAUGCUGUCUUACUGAAAGAAUCACAUUUUAAUGGUCAUUUCUCAAUUUUGGGGCAUGUGACAGGGUCAUUUAUUAUAAUGGAAGUCUGUGGAAAAAGUAAUAGGAGUGUCUGACCAUAACUGAUAUUCAAAAUGGCCGUCGAAAAUUGUUAAAUUUCUGUAUAUGGAGAUACACAGGGGUGCUCAAAUGUAUUGAUCGUACUAGAAUACACCAAAAUGUAUCUAUGUUUACCAGAGGACGAUAAAAUGGACAUUUUUAUGAAACAUUACUAAAUAUCCGAAAUAGCGUUCAAGAUGGCUCCCAAACUGAGAUAUUACGGCUUUUAUCAAAAUGAAGAUAUAAGACGAAGUUAUAACACUGUGGAUUUGGAGAAAUACAGAGAAAAUGACGAGCAAAAACCCGUUAAUUGAAGGGGAGAUAACAACGAUGAAAACGUUUCAGGAUUAUAAUUCUCAGGCAGCUGCAUGUAUAACCAAAGUUAAACGGACGUUCUUCGUGACGUUCGCGCUGAUGUUUUUAACGUUAUCUGUUAUGUACGGCUCAACGGAACGUUUUUCUAACAAUUUUCAAGUUUUUAGGAAUGUGACAACGUUUAGAUACAAUGCAUCUAGAGUUUUGGAAAAUUCCAUAAUAUUACAUAAAAUGCUUAUAGAAAAAGAAACUAAUACAUCUAUUCCUAUUAAUCAAAAUGUAAAUACUCAAUUUCAAAACAAGUAUAAAAAUAUUAGUUCUAAAACGAUCAUCAAACCUAUCAAAAAUUCAAAAUAUUCUAGCAACGUUGCUAAUGUUAAAUCUCAGGGUGUUGCCAAAGUUAAAACUCAGGGUGUUGCAAAUGUUAAUUCUAAAAGCAUUGCCAAUGUUAAUUCUGAAAGUGUUACCAAGGAAAUUACAACAAGUGUUGCAAAGAAAGGACCUUUGGAAGGAUCUCCGGGGACAGGCAGUAAGGAAUUUCCGGGAAUGCCGGACCCGUGCGCUAAGCCCAGACGUAACACUGGCGUUGAGGAUAUACUUUGUAUGAAACGCCCAGAACUUUUACCAGAGUACAAAAACCCAUGUUGGAUGGAAGGCGGUGUGUUCCGUUGUUUACCGUACUUUCAUUUGAUAGGAAUAUGUAAGAGUGGAACAUCUGAUUUUUUCAAACGUCUUCUGCUGCACCCGGAUAUUAUUCCAAAUAAGGGAAUAUUCGGCAAGGAAAUAUGGUACUGGUCGUGGAAUCGUUUUGCUAUCAAAGAUCGAGGUGGAAGGUUCAAAAUGGGUAUGACCCUCAAAGAAUUCACACUAAAGUUUGAUACAACAAGUAUUCGUAAUGGGGUCGACAGCCAAGGACAUCACAAUAAAGUAACAGGUCAUGGUGAUCCAAUGGAUAUCUGGGAUAGAUUCAGAGAGGAAGCUACGCCCCAGAAUACCCCAGGGGCGGAAGAACUACUGUGGACAACGCCGUUUGCUGUUCGACAUAUCAACCCGAACGUAAAACUGUUGCUGAUGCUGCGUGACCCAAUUGAUAGGUUGUAUUCACAUUAUUUUCACAGUGGGAUGGGGACGUCGGCCAGAUCUUUCCAUGAUCACGUGGUGCAGUCUAUAGGCCUCUGGAACACUUGUUUAAAACAACAUUCAAUUCGACAUUGCAUUUAUUCACCUUCUAUGAAAAAGUCUUUACGAGCACCAAUUUAUACGAGUUUCUACAUUGUUCACUUGAAGGAGUGGCUUAAAGCGUUUCCAAGGGAACAGUUAUUCAUAUUUAGAAAUGAAGAUUACUCAGUCGAUAUCAAAGGGACGAUGAGACAGAUUUUGCAUUUUCUUGAUGUUCCCAUUCCCAGUGAAGCUAUUUUGGACAAGAUGAAGUCGCUGCCACAUUUCUAUGAAACAAAAAAGAAGAAACAAGCAGGACCUAUGAUGGCAGCAACAAAAACACUACUUAUAGAUCUCUACAGACCCUACACAGAAGAACUUGCUUCUUUCCUUAAAGAUGACAGAUUUUCAUUCAAAGAUCGCUCGUUCGCAAGAUAAUAUUUAAUAUAACAGAAUAGUGUUCUAGUUCCUUGCUGCUUACAGUUUUACUUCCUCUGCAUGGAACGUGUGCACUGAAAACAUGUUUAGGAAAAAAGUGCAUUUCGUUUGAAAGAACCUGCAGACAAGUAAAUUUACGAUUUCAUUAACAUUCCAUGGAAGGCAACUCUUGAAAUACAUUGUAUUCUUUAAACAUAAGUGAUUCCCCUUUGUAUGUCCCAUGUUAUAAAAUUGUUCUACUUGGUUGUGUUAAUAUAGAAAUUUUUUAUACCUAGUCAUGCAUAAUAAAGUGUUUUUUUUUUCCUAUGUUA
Messenger RNA from Mercenaria mercenaria, 2336 nucleotides. RefSeq names its product carbohydrate sulfotransferase 15-like. Lineage: Eukaryota; Metazoa; Mollusca; Bivalvia; Venerida; Veneridae. Gene Ontology annotation, molecular function: N-acetylgalactosamine 4-sulfate 6-O-sulfotransferase activity. The record is from RefSeq and is a predicted model, not a curated record. The transcript has 8 exons. Gene Ontology annotation, biological process: hexose biosynthetic process. Bases 403 to 2025 code for a protein of 540 amino acids.